Messenger RNA from Papaver somniferum (opium poppy), 2675 nucleotides. RefSeq names its product pentatricopeptide repeat-containing protein At1g63330-like. The coding region runs from base 216 to 2276 and encodes 686 amino acids. Gene Ontology annotation, cellular component: cytoplasm; nucleus. NCBI's taxonomy places the organism in Eukaryota, Viridiplantae, Streptophyta, Magnoliopsida, Ranunculales, Papaveraceae. The record is from RefSeq and is a predicted model, not a curated record. Gene Ontology annotation, biological process: cytokinin-activated signaling pathway; phosphorylation; phosphorelay signal transduction system. Gene Ontology annotation, molecular function: histidine phosphotransfer kinase activity; protein histidine kinase binding. The transcript is spliced from 7 exons.
CACAAAAGUGAAAGAACCUUCGCAAAAUAAAUUUAUUAACUUGGCAACACAGUCUUUUCAUCGAUAGAUGGAACUACAAAACUGGGCAUAGUUGCAAGGAAAAGGUCCAUCUGAGAAGAGCUUCUUUUAAAAAUACAAAAUUGUGCAAGUGGAGAGUACCUGAAGACUGAAGUUACUGUUGAAGAUCUUUUGAUAGAAGAAGAAGGGAAAAAAGGAUGAAUUUGGGGCAUAUGAAAAUGUUGCUGCAGCAUACAAGAACAAGAAUGUUCUCAAGUUAUUGUUAUGGUACUUCAGCGGGUAAUUAUGGUUAUAGGAUAUCACAACUUGAGCAAAUUGUGAGGGAUGAGUGUAAGUCGGGAAAGGUUCAGAAACUUGAGGAUGGAUUGAGAUGCUUUGAUCAAUUGAUUUUAGAGAGACCAUUACCAUCUGAUUCUACAUUUAAUCAUGUAUUGGGAUCAUUAUCGAAGAUUAAAUGCUAUUCAGAUGUCAUUUUGUUGUAUAAAAAGGUGAUUUUGGUUGGAGUAAAACCUGAUUUGUAUACGUUUAAUAUUUUGAUUAAUUGUUGGUGUCAAUUAGACCAAGUGAAUCAUGGGUUUUGUUUGCUUGGAGAGAUCAUAAAGAGAGGUUAUCAGCCUAAUGUUAUGACUUUCAAUACACUGAUCAAAGGUUUGUGUAUCAAGGAUGAGAUUGAACCAGCAUUUGAACUGUUCGCUAAAAUGACUCACACAGGUAUUCAACCUACUGCAAUUACGUGUACUACCCUUAUACAAGGGCUUUGUAGAAUUGGUAAAGUCGGUCAUGCUCUUCAGCUUAAAAACAACAUGGUGAAAUGGAACUGCAUCCCAAAUGUUGUUUCUUAUUUGGUCAUCAUAGAUGCUCUUUGUAAAGAGGGUCUAGUUGAUAAAGCUUUGCUUCUCUUCUCCGAAAUGCAUAGAGAUUCAAAUGUGGUACCCACUGUAGCUGUUUACAAUUCUUUGAUCAAUGGACUUUGCAAUUCAGGCCGGUUGAACGAGGCAAAGAGAGUCUUUGACGAGAUGGUUAGUAGAGGAAUCUCUGCCGAUGUAACUACAUAUAAUUGUAUGAUUGAUGGUCAUUGCCGGCAUGCUCAAUGGGAAGAAGCAAGAAGAUAUUUUGAUGAGAUGCUGGAUCGGGGGGUUUCACCAGAUACAGUAACCUUUAAUAUAUUAAUAGAUGCACAUUGUAAAGAUGGGAUGACAGAAGAUGCUUGGGGGUUAUUUAAACUGAUGGACAAGUUAAACAUAAAAGCUGACCAGAUUACUUAUAACUCAAUGAUCGAUGGUCUAUGUUUGACAGGUCGGCUGCAAGAAGCGGUGAAACUGUUUGACUCCAUGAUGGAUAGAGGCCUUCAACCGGAUGUUGUCAGUUGCAAUAUAUUAAUUGAUGGGUACCACAAGAAUCGUAAGUUGGAUGAAGCUAUGCAACUAUUCAAGAAAAUGAAACAAAAUGGAUUGAAACCCGAAAUAGUUACUUACAAUAUAUUGUUAGCAGGACUAUACCGAGACGGAAGAAUGAAGACUGCAAAGAGUUUGUUCAGUGAGAUGCAAACAUUCCGUGUAUCUCCAAAUAUUAUCACAUACAAUACACUGUUGGAUGGGUACUUCAAGAAUGGAUACACUGAGAAAGCAAUACAAUUAUUUGAAUCCAUGGAGGGUAUUGGUAUUUUAGCUAAUGUUGAAAUGUACAAUAUUCUUAUUCAAGGGUUGUUCCAGGCUGGCAAGUUGGAGGAUGCGAGAAAACUGUUCAUGCAAAUUCCAGAAAAGGGAAUAGUGCCUAAUGUAGUGACAUAUACCACAAUGAUAAGUGGCCUCUUUCGUAGCAAGAUGUUAUUGGAGGCUAAAGAUUUAAUCAUCGAAAUGGAAGAGAAGGGUUGUGUACCUAAUGCUAUAACAUAUAAUAUCAUCAUCAAGGGUUUUCUUGUAGGAAAGGAAACUGACAAGGCAUUGCAAUUUGUUCGCAAGAUGCGUGAAAGAAAAUUUGUGCCGAGUGAUUCUGUUUGUUCAUUGAUCUUCACUCUGCCACUGUUGCUAUUUGCAAUUCAAUAUCAUUUUAUGGGCCUAAACUUUAUUUUGAAGGCGGAAGAGCUAAUGAUUCUACUAAAAUUCAUUAGGUUUCAAAUAAUAUCAUCCGGGAGAUUGUUAGAAAUUUUCAUGCAUCAAAAGUAUGGGUUGCAGCAGACGCAGUUCCUGAUACACAACUUACUGCCAAUGGGAGAAGAAGGGACACUAUGCUUACACUUGCCGAAAUGGCAAGGAUAAAUGGCAAUCACCGAGUCAAAUUAGGUAAAUCUACUUGCAAGAUCUUGACUGUUCAACAUCAUAAUUGCACCACUGGUCGAACACUGGAACUCAAUACAGAGCCUUUGGAUCAGAGUAGCAGACACUUGUACUUUUCUACAUAACUUGAUCCUUUCAGAAGCUUGGAGACUAAUUGCCAUCCAGCCGAAAGUAACAGUGCGUCCAUGCCAACAAUCAGCCAUUUAAGUCUCUUCUAUUUCAAUGUUUCUUCAUCUAGCCAAAAAAAAGGGAACAUUGGAACGACAAUACGAAGAACUCCAAAAAAUGCGUGAUGCUGAUGCUCCAGAUUUUAUUAUUGAGACGCUGACUUUGUUCUGUAAUAUGACAGAACAGAGACUAAAAGAAAUUGAGAAACACUCG